AUGAUCGGAAGAGCUCAGAGGAAACUAAAUGCUGCUAAUAAGAGGGGUGGUGACCCUUGGGAACAUGUGGAGGAAUACAAGAUGUUCGACCUCAAGGGUUCGACGAUGGAAACACAUGAAAAUAUAUGUGAUGAAGCGAGUCCUUGUCCCAUCAUAGUCUUGCUGUACGCUAGGAUGGGCCUUCAUCGUUACAAUUUGCUGCAGGGUACCAAGCUUGCUCUGAGUCGCGUACAGAAAUACGUAAACGCACGGGCUGGUGGCGUUGCUGCUGGCAGUUACUACAUAACUUUGGAUGCUAUGGAUCCAGCCGUUGGCUCUUCUUCGCUUCAUACUUUUCAGACUCAUGUAACCGAAGAAUCUUUUGGCUGUUUUAUUCUCACGUCCAAUAUUGCAAGAAUUCGAGGUGACUCCUCCGCUGGCAGAGGAGAGAUUUUGCUAGAUCAUAGCUUGCCUGAGUGGCCGGCAGAGAAUCCUUUUGAAAAAUAUUACCUGGUGAAGGAACCAGACAAUGAGUGGAUUCGUCUGUAUAUGGAACUUGUUGUUGUCACAAACGAUUGGGACAGGAAAGCUGAGGAUUUUGGUCCCAAAUUGGAGAUUGUGAAGGUGGCCAUGGAUGCGAAUGGGGAGGGACCGGAUGCCUUAAAUGCGGUUUUCUACCUAAGGUUCAAGGACUUGUACGAGGCUCAGAUUGGUAAGGCUUUGGACCGUUUUGCUAUUGUUAGAAGACGCUUCAAUGAGGAAAAGGGAUCCUUUAGUCUCGUUGGCUCUGAAGUUGAACCGAAUGUGGACUCCCAAAUGAAAGCUCUUCACCUCUAG
Messenger RNA from Microthlaspi erraticum, 816 nucleotides. NCBI's taxonomy places the organism in Eukaryota, Viridiplantae, Streptophyta, Magnoliopsida, Brassicales, Brassicaceae. The record is from the annotation of a GenBank genome assembly.